AUGGAGAAUCAUAAUCCUUCUCUCACCGCCUCAGUCACGGGAUCCCAGGGACAGAGUUCUGCACCAACCCACCGCCCGUUGGCUUCCUCAGGAACCGCCUCGAGCUCCUCGUCUCCUCCUCGUUCCUCAUCUGCCCCUCCUAUUCGUCGUCGUCAUUCUUCUUCUAUUGCUCGCGACGAUAACGCCAUUGGUGAUUCUGAGCGCCGUCCUGAAAUUCAUUCUCAGAGAACGCGUGAGCAGUCCUCUGAGAACCCUCUUCCACGUCCUCAGGGCACCCUAUCUCGCGUCCAUCUGUACCCCGACCGAUUCGCAACCAUCCGUCGAGGUGACAUUGUUUUCGACGAGUCUGGUCUGCCGCGUCCGAACCCGAGACGUGGACACCGUCGUCGCUCCACACACGUAACCCCCGCCGAUCUCGAGAGCUUUCGACGGGAAGUGUUGGGAAUUGAAUCUACUCCUUCUAUCGUCCCAGAAGAAGAGACUCAGUCCCGACCCAGACAGAAUCCUUCUUUGGAUCCCCAGUUCGAGCAGCUGAAUCAGGCUUUCGAGAGUGCCAAUAUGUCUCUUAACAGCGGAAGCAGCCCCAGCUCGGGCAUGUUCUCGGGCUACGUUGAGAACCCCAGCAACGUUGGUAACGGUCCUCGUCAAUCGGUUUCGGGAGGCAUGCCUCAUGCGGCUGGACAGGUAAAUGGUGGUGCCAUGCCUGGUAUGAACGGUGGUCUCCCAAUGAACGCUGGCCACCAGAUGGAUCUCCAGCAGUUGUACGAUAUGGUCUUGGAGUUGAGUGAUGUGCUCAAGAAUAACCGUGAUAUGACUAAGAACAUUGUUACGAGUGCGGAGGACCUUAUGAACCGUGCUGCUACCGAAGGCACGACCCCUAGCAUUCAGCAAGUCAGCACCGAGAUCAGUGCUGCCCGUAUUGCGGAACUCGAACGUGCCCUCGCCAAAGAAAAACGCACAGUCGAGAUUUUAAAGCACGAGCAAGACGAGAACGCUAGAUUGAUCGGUGAAUACGAGGCUGCGGUCGGCACUAUGGUUGAGCAAAUUCGCAACUAUUGCCAAAAUAACAACUUGCACUUCUUGGCUCAGAAGCGCCAGUACAACAACCUUCUUCAGGCUGAGCGUGACGCGCAUCUUGAGAGUCGCCUCGACCGCGAUUACUGGCACGCCCAGACAAUGAGGUGCUCUGAAAUGAUCCGCACCGCGUAUCGGCUCCGCUGCGAAGAGGAAGAGGUGCCUAUCCGUGUCGUCGCCGGCCUUCAGAAUGAGGUGCGCGCCUACCGUGACGCCCUGGGCAUGGAGCCGGAGAAGCCCGAGGAAGAGUACGGCUGGGAGAUCCUGAAGGAUGUUCCGCCCAGCGUUGAGUAA
Molecule: messenger RNA, 1368 nt
Organism: Aspergillus ruber CBS 135680
Lineage: Eukaryota; Fungi; Ascomycota; Eurotiomycetes; Eurotiales; Aspergillaceae
Exons: 3
Coding region: 1-1368 (455 amino acids)
Source: RefSeq, a predicted model, not a curated record